AUGGCUACCCUCCGGCAGCCUGGCGCAUCGUUGACUCGCGCAUGCCAGUUCUGUCGAGCGCGCAAGAUCAAAUGUGACAACGAACGCCCGCAAUGCGCAUCGUGUGUCAACCACAAUCGCCAAUGCAUCUACACCAGGGAUCCGCCGAAGCAAAGACCUUCUCGCGCCCUGAUAGAUGCGGCACAAGAGGAAAAAAGGGCCCUGCAAGAGGUGCUGCUAUCUCUAAAGAAUGCAGAUGACGAAACGCGCAGCAGGAUACUGGACUCGCUCACUUUGGAGGAAGACAGUACUGUCCCGCUGCCGAGUCCAACGCUGACUUCGGCUCCUGGCAAUAAUGCAUCUGAAGCAUUGUCGUCAGAAUCAAACCCGAUAAACGACAUAUCUCCUGAUAAUCACCACCCUUAUGACACAGCUAGCACAGCCAGUGAAAAGCAUAUUGCCACUUUUAUAUCUCGUGAUGAAUCUGGUGCCAUUCGAAUCUUCGGACCAACCUCAAACCUUCAUGAUGAAAGCCCCGGCGACGCCAACCACUUAGAUGUAGCGCAAAAUCCCGUAGGCAGGGCCGACACGUCCAACCGUUAUCAAUUGAUUGCUAGUGCCGCGCUGCAGAGACAGAGAGAACAUGAUUUACGCAAACACGAGACUAUAGGCGGCAUUCCGGCUGAGCUGGCAAUGCACCUUUUAGACUUACACUGGAAUCGACAGCAUCAUACAUAUCACCUUACGUAUCGUCCUGCCUUCAUGAGAGAUCUCGCUGAUGGAGGUCCGUACUGCUCUGAAUUUUUGCUAAACGCCGUGUUUGGUUGUUGCAGCAAGUUUUCUGAGCGUCUGGAAGUCAGAGAGGACCCAACGCUGCCAGAGACAGCAGGUAAAAUGUUUUUUGACCGGUGUGAUGACUUGUUAGCGGAGCAGUCUUUGUUGGAGACGUCUAGUAUUCCAACCAUUACAGGUCUUCUUUUGCUUGGUGCCACAUUUAAUGCGAAAGGUCGUACAUCCAAAGGAUGGCUUUAUGUUGGCUAUGCAUUGCGCAUGGUUUACGAUUUAGGCCUUCAUCUGGACUGCAAAGAAGUCUCCGGAAAUGCUGAAGAUGUCGAGAUACGCCGUCGAGUAUUCUGGGGCGCCUUUAUUUGCGACAAACUACAAAGUCUGUAUUUUGGCAGACCAUUCAUGAUCCCACUUCGCGACACACACGUAUCCUGGGAUUUGAUGGACACACUGGAAGAAAACGAGUUGUGGACGCCAUAUGUGGAUCCUAAGACCACUUCUCAGUGUGGAGAUCUUGCAAGACAGCAAAAUGCCAUUCGUCUAUUUUCCAUAACAACUUUCCAACAGUUGUGUUCUCUUUCACAAAUAAUGACCGUCAUAAUAGAUCAUUUUUAUUUUGUCGGUGCAAAUCCGGAAAGCGCUCGACAAUAUUUGGGCAUGGUGGACGAAAAGCUAGCACUAUGGUAUCAGAAUUUACCUACCGACUUACGUUUUGAGCCAUGGAAAAGUUCCAAACAUAUACCAGCACCCAAUACCCUUAUUCUUCAUACAAUAUAUUGGGCACUUGUAAUUCUUCUACACCGACCUUUCAUCAAAAACGGCCAUUUAUGGACAGCCAAUACAUCAACAGGUCACUCUUGGGAGAGAUGCGUGAUGGCAGCGCGAAAUAUCACGAGCCUGUCCCUUGCCUAUCAGUCGGCAUAUUCUCUCCGUCGUGCUAAUUACAUGCUGAGCUACGCGCUCUAUGUCGCUUGUACCAUCCAUGCCCGCAACCGGGUGGUUAGGGAAAGCACAAGGCGUGGCGACCUCUCUUCCCCCUUAACAGUAUGCUUACGAUGCCUUGACGAGCUGGCCGUGCCCAAUUGUGGAGUAUCGGUGCCAGCUAAGAUUAUCAGAAGGUUGAUGCGCGCCAAUGAUAUUCCGGACGUGUCAGGCCCAGCAUUGAACGUUGAGGGUGUGCUUCCACCACUUGACAUUAACUUGAGUCUGCAGAUGUUUCCAAAUACGUCAAUGAGCCCCGGUGAGCUAGAUCAUUAUCAGAAUAUUGCUGAAUUACCGCCAUUCAUCGAAGACUUGGACUCUUUAUUCGGGUUUAUGCGUGACUUUGACGGUGCAUACACUGAAAAUGGAUAA
Talaromyces atroroseus is the source of this 2118-nucleotide messenger RNA. RefSeq lists its product as hypothetical. Gene Ontology annotation, biological process: regulation of DNA-templated transcription; DNA-templated transcription. The record is from RefSeq and is a predicted model, not a curated record. The transcript is spliced from 3 exons. Gene Ontology annotation, molecular function: DNA-binding transcription factor activity, RNA polymerase II-specific; DNA binding; zinc ion binding. The coding region runs from base 1 to 2118 and encodes 705 amino acids. NCBI's taxonomy places the organism in Eukaryota, Fungi, Ascomycota, Eurotiomycetes, Eurotiales, Trichocomaceae.